Salvia miltiorrhiza (redroot sage) is the source of this 1620-nucleotide messenger RNA. Its product is annotated as lysine-specific demethylase JMJ32. The coding region runs from base 155 to 1273 and encodes 372 amino acids. The transcript has 4 exons. NCBI's taxonomy places the organism in Eukaryota, Viridiplantae, Streptophyta, Magnoliopsida, Lamiales, Lamiaceae. The record is from RefSeq and is a predicted model, not a curated record. Gene Ontology annotation, molecular function: 2-oxoglutarate-dependent dioxygenase activity.
GAACAUUCCCCCAUAAUUUAAGGUAAAGUUAAAAGGGGCGCAAUUGUAAUUCGCCCUAAAUACAGAGUUGGGAUUUGGGAGAUCACUUCUCAAAUACUACUUGAAAAUUUGAAUUCAUCCAACUGACAAACCAUGAGCUUCAAAAUCUUCGUGAAUGGCAGAAAACAUCGAUUUCUCGAUUCAAAAUCUAUGGCAAGACGUAAGAGAACUAAGCCUAGGCGCCCCGCCCAACAUUGACCGCCUACCCUCCCCACCCACCCCCCUCGAGUUCCUCCGCCGCUACGUAGCCCCCAAUAAACCAUGCCUUAUCUCCGCCGCCGUCCCUCACUGGCCCGCACUCUCCUUAUGGCCCUCCACCAACUACCUCCGGACCACCCUCUCCACUACCCCCGUCUCUCUCCACCUCACCCCCACCGGCAAAGCCGACGCCCUCGCUCCCCACCCCUCCGCCCCCUCCACCCUCUGCUUCGCUUCCGCCCACGUUGAAACCCUUCCGUUCCCUCAAGCUCUGGACUCAGUUUUCGCGUCGGAUAACGAGAAGAAUAAAGUGGCGUAUCUGCAGCAGCAGAACGACUGCUUCCGCCGCGAGUACGGAGCCCUGGCGGCGGAUUGCGAGGACCACGUGCCGUGGGCGACGGCGGCGCUGGGCUGCGCGCCAGAGGCGGUUAAUUUUUGGGUCGGAAACAAUUCCUCCGAAACCUCAUUCCAUAAGGAUCACUACGAAAAUCUCUAUGUUGUGAUCACGGGGGAAAAGCGAUUUCUUUUGCUGCCGCCUACUGAUUUUCAUAGAACGUAUGUACGCGAAUAUCCUGCCGCCAAGUAUCUAUAUCAUCAGGAUAGUGGAGAGUUUUCACUGGAGUUAGAGGAUCCAGCUACGAACGUGCCAUGGUGUAGUGUGGAUCCAUAUCCUUCACCUCAGGAAAAACGGAGAGAAAUGGAGAAGUUUCCCCUGUAUUUCAACGGGCCAAAGCCAUUUGAAGUUUCUGUUAAGGCGGGCGAGAUGCUUUAUUUGCCUAGCAUGUGGUUUCAUCACGUUAGACAAAUCCCAGAUGACGCACGGCUCACUAUUGCUAUAAACUACUGGUAUGAUAUGCAAUUCGAUGUCAAAUACGCCUACUUCAACUUCCUUCAAUCUAUUCCCUAUACAUUAUCCAAGGAUCCAUCACUGUGUAAAUUGAGAAAUGGCGAAGCUCAUCUUGACAUAUCUUCGUGCAACUCAGGUACUCAAGUGUCUCGCGACACUAGAGGUGUCGGUGAUGAUGAAAACGACUAAUUGAGGCCGAGUUGGAUGUAUUGUGGUCUUUGUGAUGAGCAGCAACAGAAUGUUGAAAACAAAAUGGAUCGAGGAGCAUGUUCAGGUUUGGAUACCGUGCUGCCGAACCGACAUAGUUUCUUGUUGAUUCAGACAGUAGAGACACAGAAGCUCGAUUCCCUGCAGAAGUGGAGUGCAGCAAGCCAUUUUUGCCAGCUUAACAAACGAGGCUCCUGCUGUUGAAUUUUCUCUGCACUUUGAUUAACAGUUUUUUCUCUGGUUACUAAGCAUGAUUUGGAAUAGAUGAUUUCUCUACACUUUCCAAUUACUCGUAUAAUAGAGUAUAUCCAAAAGAUGUGCGUUCAAAA